This is a messenger RNA of Raphanus sativus (radish), 1638 nucleotides long. RefSeq lists its product as uncharacterized. The record is from RefSeq and is a predicted model, not a curated record. NCBI's taxonomy places the organism in Eukaryota, Viridiplantae, Streptophyta, Magnoliopsida, Brassicales, Brassicaceae. The coding region runs from base 1 to 1638 and encodes 545 amino acids. The transcript has a single exon.
AUGUCUUUCUACUUUGAUUCAAGAGAAUGGAUGGAUCAAAGGAUUGAUCCUCAGAGUAAUUCUGUUUCAGAAAUGUUUCUUGGAGGGAUUAACGCAUUUCUUCAAUUUGCGUGUAAUCAAGAUGAUUACAAGGAGCGGCAAACGUUAUUGUGUCCGUGUGCUCGAUGCAAAAAUGUGAAGCAACGAGAUGCAAAAGUUGUCUCAAGACAUCUAUUCUUAUACGGUUUUAAGGGAAAUUACUAUGUUUGGACGAGUCAUGGAGAGAAAUUCUACACUGUUGGCGAGAGUUCUGGAGCGAAUCAUUCAACGGGCGAAGAAGAAAUGUGGGAGAAUCCUACUUGGAAUGUUCAUGAAGAUCACUACCAGGGUAAUCCAGAAGUACCAGCGGACAUUGCGCCAACAUACAUACCAGAACCUAUAGAAGAGACGGACGUAGCAGAGCCAUAUCGUGAUAGUGUUUUUGAAGCAUUUGAAGCAGCCAGUCAACCUCUCUACGAAGGAUGUGCAGACGGAAUAACUCAGUUAUCUCUUGCUUCGCGGAUGAUGAAAGUGAAGACAGACUAUAAUUUGGCGGAAGCUUGUGUAGAUGAGAUAUCUGAAGUAUUUAAAAAAAUGCUUCCGCAGCCGAAUAAUGCUCCAGCAACAUAUUACGAGACAAAGAAACUGACACGAGGGCUUGGGUUACCCCUACAGAAGAUUGAUAUCUGCGUGAAGAAUUGUAUGCUAUUUUGGAAGGAAGAUGCAAAUUUGGUUAGUUGUAAGUUUUGUAACGAAGAUCGCUACUACCCGAACAAUGGAAAAGGAAAAAACAAGCCAAAGCAGAGAAUGUUUUACUUGCCUAUUGCAGAUCGUCUGAAACGUCUAUACCAACUCGAGGCGACAGCUUCCAAUAUGCGGUGGCAUAAAGAACAUGUGACUCCGGAAGGCGAAAUACAUCACCCAUCUGAUGCCAUAGCGUGGAAACACUUUAAUGAGGUAUAUCCUGGAUUUGCUGCUGAAAGCCGGAAUAUUUAUCUAUGCUUAUCAACAGAUGGGUUUAAUCCGAUUGGUAUGAAUGGAGAAGCACAUUCCCUUUGGCCCGUUAUUGUAACUCCAUACAAUUUGCCUCCAAGAAUGUGUAUGAAAAGAGAAUUUCUUUACCUUUCGGUGCUAGUUCCGGGGCCCAAACAUCCAAGAAAAAGCUUAGAUAUUUACCUUCAGCCGUUGAUUGAAGAACUACAUAUGUUAUGGAGGGAUGGUGUGGAGGCAUAUGAUAUCUCAAUGAAAGAAAGAUUCAAAAUGCGAGCAGUUUUGAUGUGGACGAUAAGCGAUUAUCCAGCUUAUGGGAUGCUUUCAGGUUGGACGACUCAUGGUCGGUUGUCCUGCCCAUAUUGUCAAGAUGAGACUGGUGCAUUCUGGUUAUCUAACGGAAGGAAACAUAGUUGGUUUGAUUGCCACAGAAGGUUUUUAGAGGCAGAUCAUCCUUACAGAAAAAACACUCAAGCAUUUAGACGGGGAAAAACAGUUUUAGAUCCUCCUCCUCCAUGGUUGACCGGAGAAGAAAUAUUCCGUGAAAGGAUAAACAAUAUAAAAGGUUUAUCAAAAUCAGUUGAUUGUGGAGGGAAUGGACAUGAUAAUCCAUCAAAGACAAUAUCUUGA